ACAGAGACGCAAAUGCACCACGGACGCAUCUUUUUCCCCGCAAGGACGCGGGCCAUGGCAAUCUCUCUCUAAAGGACAAACCGUGGCUCUACCACAAUCUCCACCAUUCCCAUUCUUCCUUUCUUCGCCCCUGUCUGCUCAUUUUCCUCUACCCUUCCGCUCUUUCUCUCUAUCUUCUCCAUCUCUUCACAUUCUGAUUUUCUUCUCUCUUUCGUGAUCUCUCCCUGCGUCAAUUUCGUACCAUGUAGAUCUGCUUCCAACCCUCUUACUUCAAAUACGCAUCGAAAUUUCUGAGCUUGAUCUCGGCCUUACUUCCCAAUUUCUCUUUUGAACAAUCUAUAAUUUUAUUCUCUGCAAUGUCCUCCCUUCGUCCAGAUCUAACCUGCAGAAUCUACCCGGAACCCGAUGUGGUCGAAAUUGAUCAUUUCGAUCGCCUCCCAGACUCUCUGCUUCUCCUGGUCUUCAACAGGAUCGGCGAUGUCAAGGCUCUUGGUCGGUGUUGUGCUGUUUCCCGUCGAUUCCACUCUCUAGUGCCCGAGGUUGAAAACGUCGUCGUUCGUGUGGACUGUGUUAUAUCCGACGACGAUUCUUCGUCUUCUGCGGCUUCGUCAGACAAAUCUCGUGGCCCCUUCUCUAAUCUGUUUCGGUUAGUGUUCGGAGGAAUUGUGAAGCCCCUUCAAGCUCUGGGUCAAUUGUUAGGUCCCAGAAGGGCUUCUUUGAGUACAGGUUCUUCGUCUUCGUCGUCCUCGCUUGCCGUUGGGAGUGAAGACGUGGAAGGCGAGCAAGGCGGUGUAACCCAUCACUCACCUACUCAAGUUUUGAAGAACUUCAAUGAGAUUCGGCUUCUUCGAAUCGAGCUUCCCAGUGGGGAAUUAGGAAUAGAUGAUGGGGUUUUCUUAAAAUGGAGAGCUGAUUUCGGGUCAACUUUGGAUAAUUGUGUAAUCUUAGGCGCUUCUUCGGUCAUUCACCCAAGAAAGUCUUUGAAUUCUCAGGAUGAGAAUUCUGAUGCCUCAGGUGGCAACUAUGGUGGUGAUGACAAUGGAAGCAUACCUGAUUCGUUUUACACUAACGGGGGUCUGAAACUUAGAGUUGUUUGGACAAUCAGCUCUUUGAUUGCUGCUUCUGCAAGGCACUACUUGUUGCAGCCAAUCAUUUCAGAGCAUAGAACAUUAGACAAUUUAGUUUUGACAGAUGCUGAUGGGCAGGGUGUGUUAUAUAUGAAUAGGGAUCAGCUGGAGGAGCUGAGGGUGAAGCCUCUUUCAGCUUCUUCAGCAUCAAAGAGGACUCUUGUGCCUGCCCUCAGCAUGAGGCUUUGGUAUGCACCCCACACAGAAUUGCCAAAUGGGGUUGUUUUGAAGGGCGCAACCCUUGUUGCAAUUAGGCCAAGUGAGCAAUCCGCCAUGGGGAAGAAGGAAAUGUCUGAUUUGUCCUGGGUUUCAACGGCAUUUGAAGAGCCUUAUGGGACUGCCGUGAGGAUGCUGGUGAAGAGGAGGACCUACUGUCUUGAGAUGAACUCCUUCUAAUGCGAGUAAUAGGAUAGAAGUGAAUGAAUAGGGGAACUUGAAAGUUCAUGACUGAAGGAAUUAAAAGUUCAGCAUCCAUGGAGUGGAGUGGAGUGGAAGCAGGUCCCUUGCUUGAUCAGAACUCUUUUCUACCUCUGAAAGUGCAUCCUAUAGUUGAAUGGCUUUUAAAGGGGUUGGUGUCAGUGUCAUUCGCCUAUGUUUAUCUGAACUGAUGACUAAAUGCAUUUGCUGGUUGUUUUUAGAGGCAAUACCUGUAAGAGUUCUGGCACACCUGCAUCUAGAUGAUGAUCUUGUGAAAGCUUUGAGCUUGUAGUCAUUUACUCUUCCAGUUAUCCAUCUGUGAAUAUUCUAGGUUUUUUUGGCUUGGUAUCCUUUUGUGAAAUAUACAUCUGAAGUUAAAGGAGCAAUGCAAUUUUCUUUAUCUGUACUGGUCAAAAGAACUUGCUCAGGUUUCGAGCAUAUAAAUAGAUGUAAAAAAGCAGAUGAAGUUGUAUUGAA
This is a messenger RNA of Prosopis cineraria, 2021 nucleotides long. Its product is annotated as F-box protein At5g46170-like. Gene Ontology annotation, molecular function: protein binding. Lineage: Eukaryota; Viridiplantae; Streptophyta; Magnoliopsida; Fabales; Fabaceae. Bases 357 to 1523 code for a protein of 388 amino acids. The transcript is spliced from 2 exons. The record is from RefSeq and is a predicted model, not a curated record.